Molecule: messenger RNA, 759 nt
Organism: Stylonychia lemnae
Lineage: Eukaryota; Ciliophora; Spirotrichea; Sporadotrichida; Oxytrichidae
Source: the annotation of a GenBank genome assembly
AUGGUUGCCUAUUGUGGCACUUUCAUCAGGAUUGCAUAAAAUUUGAUUUUUUUCUUUAGUAUAGCACUUAUUAUUUUAUUGGGCAAAGGUAUUACUACAACUGAUGAGUUAUUUAGCAUUAUCACAGGUUAGAUAUUUUCACUAAAAUAGGGGGCAAUGUAUUACUCCAUUUUAAUUAGAGAUGAAGGUGUAAAGGAAUGGGAUGUUGUGAUUGCUUAAGUUGUUACUGUAGAGGCCUAUGAUGUGGUUGGUGUUGGAGUUGCUGUAGUUGUUGUGGCUGUAGUAGGCAUUUAUGUAGUUGUUGUUACUGUUGUUGUAGUAGUAGUACUUGUAGUUGUUGUAGUUGUUGUUGUUGUUGUAGUAGUGCUAGUAGUUGUAGUUUUCAUAUAAAGUAGGAAUAAAUCAUAGCAAAACUUAUAUGUACCUGCAUAUGAAGGAUCUGUAUAGUAAAAGCUAAAAACUUUAUUUGAGGUUUCAAUCUAGGUUAAAUUUAAUAUCUUGACAAAAGGAGAAUAUUAGUUAAGAGUACUUCUAAUUAUUUCAUUUGGACAGGAUGGAUGUCUAUUAAUAGCUGGGAAUUAGUAUGUAAGUGCCGGAUCUCCAAUAGUAUAAUUUAUUGGGCUCACAAUAGGUGAAGAUAAAACAAAUAUAAUUCUCUCACUACAAUAACUCACAACUGGUCCUUUAACAAGAGUUAUAGCAGCUCUUGUUAAAAGAUUAGUCGUAGAUGCAAUUAGCAUAUCUGUUCCAAGUCACUGA